AUGACCACUCCUUCGACCGAAAGGCACAUCCGAGACCGAACUUUAAAGCAGAAGAUGCGAAGAGGAACCCACAGCUGCUCUGAGUGUAAAAGGCGCAAGGUGAAAUGCAUUUCUAUUGCUGGCCAAGAAAGGUGUAAAGAAUGUCAUUUUCGAGGGAGCAGCUGCGUUGAACAAUGUCCCAACAGUGGAAACACGUCAGCCCAGAAAACAAAGAGCAUGCGAGAGCGAAUUUCAGAGCUAGAGGCGAUUAUCCAGACCCUUCUUGCAGAACGGGGGACCGAUCCAUCCGCAAAUCAGUCUCAGCCUUACAUUGAUGAUGUCGAGUAUCCCACCCCUGUGCCAGCCGACAAUUCACCGGUAGCCAAUCUACCCCCUCAUAUGCGAUUUGCGUACCCAAAACAUAUCGAAUCCCUUUGUGUCUGUGCUAAAAUUUUGCAGAUUGCUCCUGUGAAUGACCAGCCCACAGUUCAUACAAAUUCUCACUCUAGUGGUCCAUCAACCACUAGUAGCUUUGUUGAAACAACAGAAAAUGGGUCUUGUGGCGAAGGAACUCCAGGGGAUGCUAGCGACAAGGCCUGGGUUAAUCUGAGGACUUCGAAAGACCAAUAUACCCGGGAAAAGUUGUUAGAAUGCUUAGAUUCUGGCGAGAGGCUAGAUGAUGCGCUUCAGAAAAACGAACAACGAUGGAUGAUCUGGCGCUCCCGUAUCUUGGCCCAUCCUCCAAACGAAUCUUUUGCAAAUUGGGCUAAGAAUAUUAUCCAUAAUGGGGCACCGUCUGAUCUUGGCACGCUCAUCUUGCUACUAGGCACUGGAUCAGAUCGAAAGGGCUCACAGAAUCUGAUCCCUCUAGUUGCGACUUUGAUAACAUCUGAUGACGACUAUACUACCACAUUAUCCGGAAUAGAGUGCUCCCUUCUACUCUCAGACUACUAUUGCAGCAUUGGGCAACCAAGGCGAGCUUGGUUAGCCAUUCAGAGAGGAUUGGCAUCUGCUCAACUAAUUGGUUUACACCGCCGAAGCUCUUCACCGAUAGCAAGUGGGAUAAUGCUACUCCUGCAUUACGAGAAUCAAUUUCUGAGCCUUCUGCUGGGGACAGCGCGUGGCAUAUACUUUCAUUGCAGCAUUGAAUACGCAAGAGAAGAUAUCAGGUUCUUUAAAUCUGAAAUGGGCGCUAUUUGCAGUAAGUUCUUGAUUGGAACACAAGAUCAACGGGAGCCGUCGCUAUCACUAGUCCUUGAACUCGACCAGCAGCUCCAAGCUCUGAUUCUUGCCAUGCCAACGACAUGGAAAAUAUCACAAUCGGAACAUUCAGAGUCAGCGCAACUGUUGUUACCUGAUAUCGAACAAGAUAAGAUUCUGAUCCAGAUACACAUACAACAAUUGCGGACAUAUCUGUAUCUGCCAUUGAUGCUUGGCUCAGGUUCUACUCAAACUAUGCCUCCUCACAUGUACGAGAUGAGUCGGAUAGCUUGUCUCGAGUCCUCAAGGGAGCUGCUAAGGCUCUAUCAAUUCCUGUCUCAACAGUCUUCAUUCGAAAAUACACUUGUAGACUUUAUGGGCUUUUCAGCAGCAAUGCUGAUAAUUCUUACCCUACUUGGCUGUCCCAAAUUUCGAAUGGGGAAUGAGAGUUCUAGAAGAACAAGUAAUCAAGACGAGCAAGAUUGGGGAAUCAUUGAAACAACCAUCAGCAUAUUGAACGGUAGAGCGGAAAGUCACGAUAGUAAAGUCAUCAGACAAUGUCUAGAAGUCUUGCGCGCGUUG
Bipolaris victoriae FI3 is the source of this 1761-nucleotide messenger RNA. RefSeq lists its product as hypothetical. The record is from RefSeq and is a predicted model, not a curated record. The annotation marks the transcript as partial. Gene Ontology annotation, molecular function: DNA-binding transcription factor activity, RNA polymerase II-specific; zinc ion binding. Lineage: Eukaryota; Fungi; Ascomycota; Dothideomycetes; Pleosporales; Pleosporaceae. The transcript has 4 exons. Gene Ontology annotation, biological process: regulation of DNA-templated transcription.